This is a messenger RNA of Cladophialophora immunda, 2611 nucleotides long. RefSeq lists its product as uncharacterized. Gene Ontology annotation, biological process: adenylate cyclase-activating G protein-coupled receptor signaling pathway. Gene Ontology annotation, cellular component: plasma membrane. The coding region runs from base 486 to 2381 and encodes 631 amino acids. The transcript has a single exon. Lineage: Eukaryota; Fungi; Ascomycota; Eurotiomycetes; Chaetothyriales; Herpotrichiellaceae. The record is from RefSeq and is a predicted model, not a curated record. Gene Ontology annotation, molecular function: G protein-coupled receptor activity.
CCAACAUAAACCAUCAUCAAGCUCUCGCACAGAUCACUGGCAAGCCUUUGCCCUCACGAUGGCCAAGUCCGAGCUUCCUGAUGACGAACCUUUGCCCAUGGGCCAGUUCUCCAGUCUGCGACCCGCCCUGCCAUUCCGUUCUUGAUCACCCGAAGUUUGGCAGCUGCAUCACAACAACAUUCCUGGUGGUGGGUCUGAACUCUUUACUCGCACGAUGCAGGGACUUUUGCAGGAUCGUCCUCUUAGACCGUCUCCUUUGUGUUCUGGUGUUGGUGUUCAUCGCCUGUCUCCCUCCCUGGUGUCUGCCUCACGACGCGCAGUGCAAGAACUUAUUUUCACGAAACUUGCCAUCGUCGGAUCUCUUUUGUCCUCUUCUUCUACUGGUCCUAUAUUCCGCAGAGAGCAUACCCUCGAUUCUGUGACUGCUGAGUAAAACAUGUUAUGAGAGAUGCUGGAUUUCUGGUGAUCUUCCAACAACUCCUCUCAUGGUUCGACUUUCUCUACAGGGGCGAGCAUCAGAUAUUCUCGAUCCAAAUUCAAGAAGCCACUCUUCGCACAUCUUGACAUGGCGAGACAUCCAUGCCAACACGGGAGAAACUGGUAGAAAUGUCAGUGGUUCGUUGAGCGAUGCGCAAAAUCAAGCCAUUCUGGUUGCCGCGCUGGCAUGCGCAUCCGUCAGCUUGGUCGUGGUCCUGGUUACCUUGCGAUGGUUCCUCAUCAUGCGAAGGAGCUUCCGGCAUCGCCUGGUUUUAUACCUCAUCAUCAGCGACACGUUCAAAGCAGCUUGGUACUUCGUCUUCCCGAUCGUGGUGUUCGCCAAAGGACCAGUCAAUAGCAAUUCGAAUUUCUGCCAGGCCAGCGGAUUCCUGCUUGUGUUCGCCAUCGAGUCUUCCGACAUGGCCAUUCUCAUCAUUGCUCUGCACUCCAUCCUCUACAUUCUCAGGCCGGGUAGCACCUUAGGAGAAGGAGGACUCUAUCGGUACCGACGGUGGACUUACAUCAUGUGGCUUGGUCCCGCACUUUUGGCAGCGUCAUUGGCCUUCUUCAACGACAAGAAUGCCUAUACUACAGCCGGCACAUUCUGCUAUCUUCCCAAACGGCCAUUCUGGUAUCGACUCGCACUGUCAUGGGUGCCCAGAUAUCUAAUCAUAGGUGUAAUUCUGGUCAUGUAUAUUUGGAUCUACAUCUAUGUCCACAUCAAAUUCCGGGGGUUUGAUAACCUCGGUGCAACGAAUUCCUCCUACGACUCUGGGCUCAGACAACAAUCUGGUCAUUCGACCAGGUAUAACGAGAAUGAGAGGAGAGCAAGUGACAGGUCACCGCCGCUACCCUCCCAAGCCUCGAUCGUUCAGACCCAGAAUCUGUUUCCCGGAACGGCUGUGCCACCUGAAGAACGUCAACCCUGGGACGAAGUGAACUUUAUUACCUCAAAGCCACUCCAGAGCAUCGCUGAAACUCAUCAAGAUAGCGAAGGAAGGAAUUUGCGGGCGCGAGGGAGUGAGUGGUCUGGUGAAACCCAGGUUCCUCCGGAUAACACCGUUGAUCCCCCAGCCUCGAUCCCUGAAGUCCGAAACAACUCAACAGGCCCGCGAUCGCUAUCCGCUAUCAAGGACCAGAUCAUGGGAACGUCCGUUGUCUGCCCAGUAACACCGACGACAACUUCCAGUGGGCUCAACGACCCUCUCAAAAGGACCAGAUUGGCGAUACGCAAGCAGCUGCGGUAUUUGUUCAUCUAUCCCCUCGUCUACAUUAUUAUGUGGAGUUUCCCGUUUGCGUCUCACGCCACGAAUUACAGUGACUACUACGUCAAACAUCCUAUCUUCUGGCUCUCUUUGAUGCAGACCAUUAUGCUGAGUCUCCAGGCCGGUGUUGACAGCGUCCUGUUCUCCUGGACAGAAAAGCCAUGGAGGCGAGUCGACCCGAGUUCAAAAUUCUCCAUACCGUUUCUGCGACAGCGAAGCAAGACAUUGCUGCAACGUCGUGGCCCGGGAAACCAGGCUUCGCCUUCCGCAGACGGAGGAGCGAUGCCACAGCCUUCGGCUAGAGAGAACCCAUAUUGGUGGGAAGCCGAAGGCCGUCGACGCAAUGACAGCAUCUGGCUUGGGACCAAUAGACUGUCCGACUUCUUUUCACCCAACAACACUCGAGCGCGGUCAAGGAGCCCAGAUAAAUCUGGAAGAAAUCGGCAUUCGCGGGCGCAAAGUUCUGAGCAGGGCACCAGGUUUGUGCCCAGGCUUCAGACCAUCUUUCCGGGAAGUCGUCACGUUCCAACAAGAUGGACAUUGUCCCCUGUGGCAAUGGAAGGGUUACUGGAGGUGCUCGAGUUGACUUGCAAGGCAGAACGGCGUCUUAAUGAGCAGGAUAGUCCCACUUCAGUCUGAUGGGCCUCAGUAGCAUGGGAAGUAUCAGGCACAGAUCUUGUUGGAAGAAAGCGCAGGUACGACUCUCGAGAACAGCCUAUGGCGUUUUUCGGGGGCGGAAUCCUUUGCGAAGUAACAUGCCGUGAAUAAGCGGCCCUGGUCUUUGGGGCAAGAUAUUAGUCUGGAUGAAUUUGCGUCGCUCUUGGAGUUGAAGAGGCUUCGUGAGUACCGUCAAGGCCUGCAUCAGAGCA